CGGAGUAUUUGCAAUGCUCUAUAUUAUGCAGGCCAUUCCGACGUGAUAUGUAUGUUAAAUUCUAGCUGGAACAGUGCAGAUGUUGUAGCAAAUAUUAAGCCAAAGGAGAGAGACAAAGAUAUCGCUGAGAUCCAUGUCAAAACAGAACCUAAGAAGAACAUCCCUGAUGUUAACGAGACAGAUAUAAAUACUGAAAUAGAGAAGAGAAAGCCUGCUGUCCAAACGACUGGUGUCAAUAGUAAACCAGAAGAUAGUUUAGGCAAUGAAGAAGAAGGAGAGGGGCGCCCUAGUGACACGGAUGUGGAUGUCAGAAGUGAUUCUGAAGAUAUCAGUGAGUUAAUAAAGCAAACAGUGCAAGCACUUUUUCUUGACAAUGUAUGUUAUAAUGAAUUUUUACUCAUUUUAUGUCUAUGUUUCAAAAUGGGGGAUACUAUUUAAAAUACAAAAAAACCUAGACGUUUACAUUUAACUAAAAUGGAAAGUAUAUUUGCAAAUGAACACAAAUGCUAAAGUAGAUUUGGGUCCAGGAGAAUUAUUACAUUAUGCCAGACAGGGUGGCGUCAAUAGUAAGCUGGUAGCAGUUUAUUGUGAUUCGGAGGCCAGCUUUAAUAGUAAACCAGGAAAAAGUUUGCAUGUGGUUUAAUUACUCCAUGUAAACAAGCAAAUUCAAAAGAAAUUGUGGUCCCCUGCUUUCGUUGUUUUUGUAGGUGAGAUGUCAUUUUUUGUUGCAUAUUGUUAUAUUCAGGUCCUAACAUGUGCCAUUUAGACAUUAACACCAAAGCUGAAUUUACAAAAAAUAAGGUCAAUCGUGAAGGUCAAGGUCAAGGAGUCUAAAUUCAUAGCAUGCUCGGAAAUAUCUUGUCACAGGUAAUGUUCUUGUUAAUUAUGAAGGCCUUAUCUCUAUCAAAAGGGACAAGAUGUGUUUGUUUAACACUGAUGUCCCCGUAUGUCAACGUGGCAAAGAUUAAACUGUUUUAAAUACAAUUUAAAUAUAUUGUUACCCAAAGUAGUGUCUUCUCACAAGAAAUACGAUUGUGAAAUAUGAAAGCCCUACAUAUGUAGUACAACCUGUUAAAAAGUUUCAUGUAUGGCCAAGGAUAU
Molecule: messenger RNA, 1101 nt
Organism: Saccostrea cuccullata (small rock oyster)
Lineage: Eukaryota; Metazoa; Mollusca; Bivalvia; Ostreida; Ostreidae
Exons: 2
Coding region: 52-438 (128 amino acids)
Source: RefSeq, a predicted model, not a curated record